UUCUCUCUCUCCCUCCAGAAGACGGGGGAGAAUGUUGCCGAGCCACGUGGCAAUCUAUCUCACAGCCUGAAUCAGAAUCAGCCCGCGCCUCCCCUCCCACCUCCACUCGUUUCGCUCCUCUGAAUCCCCCCCGGGCCCCGGCACGGAAUUCCCCCCGGCACACCCCCCAAGGCCACCGGACGCCAGCAGCCCCGCCCCCGCCCACACCUACGUACGAGCGCAAUGCUGGCGGCGUCCCUCAGGCCGGGGCCUUCGCUCGCGGCCUUCCCCGGUACCGCCCAGAGGAGCCCAGUUCCUUUCCUCCCCUUCCCUGCCCGCCUCCACCACCGGCCCGUCCUCCUCUCCGCGACCGCCGAGGGAACCGGCGCCCCCGCCGGCCAGGGAGACGCCUCGGCUGCCCCGCUCGACGAGGUGCGCCUGCCGCAGUUCGCUGCGGACUGGGAAUCCGCGCGCGCGUGCAAGGACCAGGGGAGGAUCUUCUCGCUGCCGGUGCUGAGGGCCAACAGCGGCGGGCUCAUCGUCAGGUUCAACUCCCUGCAGGGGUUCGUGCCCAACCCUCUCCUCAGCCCCGCGCACUGGUGUAAAGCUAAGCUUGCAGACCCCAAAAGGCCCAUCCAAGAUGUUACGAAAGACCUAGUAGGAACGUCCAUUUCUGUCAAGGUGGCUGAAGUGAAUGAGGAGGAAAAGAAACUUGUCUUCUCUGAGAAGGAUGCUAGUUGGUCAACAUACUCUUCCCGAAUAAAGAUUGGCGACAUCUAUGAUGGAAUUGUGGGCUCAGUGUUCCACUAUGGUGCAUUUGUUCACCUGCGAUUUCCUGAUGGAUUAUAUCAUCUUACUGGCCUUGUACAUAUCUCGGAGGUGUCUUGGGAUCUUGUCCAAGACGUCAAGGAUUUUCUAAACGAAGGGGAUGCUGUCAAGGUCAUAGUUGUGAACAUUGAUAUGACGAAGUCAAGGAUAGCUUUAUCUAUCAGACAACUGGAGGAAGAUCCUUUAUUGGAAACAUUGGACAAAGUUAUCCCUUUGGAAGCUGAUCAAUCACCUAAUCGAAUGAUGUCUCCUUCGGAAGUUGAACUUCUGCCAGGACUUGAUGGUAUAUGCAAUGAACUAUUGCAAGAGGAUGGUAUAACAGACGUACAGUUUGGGCGCCAGGCAUUGGAGAAACGUGUCGUUUCACAAGAUUUAGAGCUUUGGAUUUCGAAUGUUCAAGCUAAGGACAACAGGUUCACACUUCUUGCACGAGCUGGGAGGCAGGUCCAGGAAGUGUAUUUGACCACUUCCCUAGACCAGGAGGGCAUAAAGAAAGCCGUGCAAAGAGUGCUGGGGCGUGUUCCUUGAACCCGACACGCAGCGUGUAGAAACCGAUUUUCUAACUAAAGCAUUACAAGGAAUCAAAAGUACGAGCGAACAGCCUGAAACAUUUGCCACUGUCAGUCUGUCACAACACCCGGCUAAAUUUUUCUCUGUUGGAUACUACGACAACCAAAAAUCUGUAAAUAUUUGCAGUCCUACACGAGUAGGUUAGGCACCUUGGGCCCUCCCUUCAAACUAAGACGUUGCUAAGCAGUGGUUCUGUGUAUUUGCUGGGGUCUGUCUUUUGAUGCCAUGUGCACUUGUCAUACUGUGACUUCAGUUCACUGCUUGCACUUGGCUGAACUCCCGAGGUAACUUGUGUACAUGAG
Molecule: messenger RNA, 1679 nt
Organism: Zea mays
Lineage: Eukaryota; Viridiplantae; Streptophyta; Magnoliopsida; Poales; Poaceae
Product: 30S ribosomal protein S1, chloroplastic-like
Exons: 10
Coding region: 223-1335 (370 amino acids)
Molecular function (GO): nucleic acid binding
Source: RefSeq, a predicted model, not a curated record